Mirounga angustirostris (Northern elephant seal) is the source of this 1188-nucleotide messenger RNA. RefSeq names its product leucine-rich repeat-containing protein 14-like. The record is from RefSeq and is a predicted model, not a curated record. Bases 1 to 1188 code for a protein of 395 amino acids. Gene Ontology annotation, cellular component: cytoplasm. The transcript has 3 exons. Lineage: Eukaryota; Metazoa; Chordata; Mammalia; Carnivora; Phocidae.
AUGGACCAGAAGGCCAUAGCCACACUGCUAGAGCUUGCUGCAAAAAGUCUACUGAGUAAUGAGCCUGCAGCUAUCCAUGCCUUGGAAGAACUCCCAAGAGACCUCUUUGUUCCCUUAUUCAUUGAUGCCUUCUUGGGAGGGCAUAAGAAGAUACUAAAAGCAAUGUCUUGUGUUUACUCUCGACACUCUAUGCUUAAAACAGAAGAAGCCCAGCAUAAUGUCAAGUGCCUUGGAAUUGUUAAUUCAGAGUCUGAGCUUCCGUCAACCCAGAAGCCCAUAGAAUUAUUAGUGGACCUUUCUUUCAAUAGUACCUUGAGAACAAAGCAAUUCCUUUCUUUCCUUCAGAGUAAAGUUGAGCAGAGCUUUGGGUCUUUGCACCUCUGCUGCAGAGAUUUGCAAAUUGAUAAAAUCUCUGCCCACAAAAGUGUCCUGCAGUUUCUGGAUCUGGGAUGCAUUGAUCACCUGGAAUUGAAUCAGGCUUAUCUGAAUGAAGUCACCACCCUUUUGGCUCAGAUGAUCCACCUGAACAGCAUUAGUUUGUCUAACAUCUCCUUUAAACAUCGUAAGGGGGAAGACUUCAGAGCUUUUCUCAUCCAGCUUGGGCAACUAGACAACCUCCAGGAGCUCAGCUUGGCUUUAUUCUGCCUUACAGAUCAACUACAUAAACUGCUCAGAAUCCUGCCACCUCAGUUGGAUACAUUGUGUCUAUCUUUUUGUGCCCUGUCUAACAGAGAUAUCACUGUCCUGUCUCAGAGUUCUCAGGCCACCUACCUAAGGCUGUUGAAUCUCAGUAACAACCAGAUAUUCUCAGAAGUUUAUGAGCCCUUCCAGAAUCUGCUAGAGAAAGUCUCAGGCACCCUGCAGUAUCUGGAGAUAAAUAGUUGCCUGGUAACUGAUUCUACUCUCUCUGCUGUCCUCCCAGCCCUGAGCCACUGUACCCACCUCCAUGUUCUUAGCUUUGCCUUCAACCCCAUUACAAUGCCUCUGCUCAUGGACCUUCUGCAGCAUUUAACAUGCUUGAUGGAGCUGAAGCAUGUUAUUUAUCCUGUUCCUGUCCACUGCUAUGAACAAUGGAAUUUUCCUGGAAGUUUGGACCGACAGAAACUUGCUGAAGUGCAGGCCCAAUUGACAGCAAUGCUGCAGGUGGUACAGCGAGAUGACAUGACCUGGACCACUUGUCCUGAGUGA